CUUUAGGACUCCGUGGGCAGCACAUGACGUAAGACAACAACAGGAAGACGGAACUCACGUUGCUGGCGAUGGCUCAGCAGGCAACGGCGGGGCGGCGCUACCUGCGAGCGUUUGUUAGCGGCUUCUUCGUCGCCGUUCCCGUCACGGUCACCGUCCUCGACCGGUUCGCCUACGUGGCGCGAGUGGAGGGAGCAUCGAUGCAGCCGUUCCUGAACCCAGAUGGGGGGUCGGAGUGUGACGUGGUCCUGCUGAACCGCUGGAGCGUGAGGAACUACCAGGUCCAGCGAGGCGACAUCGUCUCCGUCUUGUCGCCCAAGAAUCCCCAGCAGAAGAUCAUCAAGCGGGUCAUUGGCCUGGAGGGAGACUUCAUCAGGACUCUGGGCUACAAGAAUCGAUAUGUUCGAGUCCCUGAUGGUCACUUCUGGAUCGAGGGGGAUCAUCACGGACACAGUCUGGACAGCAACAGCUUCGGACCGGUGUCUGUGGGGCUGCUUCAUGGUCGGGCCUCUCACAUCAUCUGGCCACCUAAUCGAUGGCAGCGAAUCAGACCGGCCCUCCCCCCAAACCGAGGACCGCUGGACACUGAUGAAGAGGAGUGAAGACACACACUAACACACAUGAAGUUUUUAUAUCUGUGAUUAUGUCGAUUUGACUGAAAUGACGUGUCUGUUAGCUGCAGCGUUGCAGCUGUAUGAAUACAUUCAAAUACACUGUAUCACAUUUUUAUAUAAAUAUUCAGAAGGAGA
Thunnus maccoyii (southern bluefin tuna) is the source of this 746-nucleotide messenger RNA. It is a transcript of the gene immp2l, whose product is annotated as inner mitochondrial membrane peptidase subunit 2. The transcript has 6 exons. Gene Ontology annotation, cellular component: mitochondrial inner membrane peptidase complex; membrane. The coding region runs from base 69 to 599 and encodes 176 amino acids. Lineage: Eukaryota; Metazoa; Chordata; Actinopteri; Scombriformes; Scombridae. Gene Ontology annotation, molecular function: serine-type endopeptidase activity. Gene Ontology annotation, biological process: mitochondrial respiratory chain complex assembly. The record is from RefSeq and is a predicted model, not a curated record.